Molecule: messenger RNA, 1533 nt
Organism: Leishmania mexicana MHOM/GT/2001/U1103
Lineage: Eukaryota; Euglenozoa; Kinetoplastea; Trypanosomatida; Trypanosomatidae
Product: RET2, RNA editing complex MP57
Exons: 1
Coding region: 1-1533 (510 amino acids)
Biological process (GO): RNA 3'-end processing
Molecular function (GO): nucleotidyltransferase activity
Source: RefSeq, a predicted model, not a curated record
AUGUACGCCCCUACUCCACUGCGCCUCUACGUGGCCGUCACGCGCGGGUUGUGUUCCAGCGCGGUGGCGGCGUCGAGUUCGACUGACGCUGCAUCUUCGCCGAACGUAGCGUCGUCGUCGGCGUCGGAAGGGGUCAGCUACGCCUCGCACCUGGUUGCUUCGAAGGAUCACUACGCACAGUGGGGUCGCGUGCUGCUGGAGGAGAACAGAAAGCGGAUUGGUCCAGAGCAGAUGUUUCGCACGGCCAUUCGAGCCCAACAGCAGCUGCAGAUGCUUGCGGACAAGUGGACGCCGGAUGCAAAAAUUUACUGCUGCGGGUCGUUGGUGACGCACGGACAGAUGGAGUGGGGCAGCGACCUCGACCUUGCCUGUGUCUUCGACGACCCGUACCCCGACCACUCCGUGCAGGCGAAGCGCACGGAAAAGCUGUGGUCAGUUGUCAAGCGCUACGUGCCGCAGUUUCUGCGCAGCAAUCUCUUGGCUCUCACGGAGGCUCGUACCCCUGUCGUGAAACUGCGCUACGUCAACGACGACAAGGUCGCACGGGGGCGGUACGCCGUGCUGACGGAGGAGGAAGACCGCAAGUCGCGCACGACCCUGUGGGAUAUACGCAACCGCCAUCUGGAUUCCAAGGAUCUGGAGUACAUCGCCACAAAGAUGGGGCGGGAAAAUAUCGAGGGCAUCUGGGUGGAGCGGACGACGUAUGGCUGCCGGUGCGCGGUGCAGUGCACGUCGCGCGAGCAAGCCAUCGAGGCGGUCGGCUUCUUCCCAGAUGGAGUGAUCAUGACCAAGGGCAUGCGCGAGGACUACACGCGCGACAUGCUGGACCUCCGAUACGUCCCGGAGAUGUUCAUGUACAAGUGGGAUAUUUCUUUUGUCGCUUACGGCGUCAAGAACAGCUACCUGCUCCGCCACUAUCUGCACAGCGGCCCCCCAGCUGCCCGCCACGCAGCCAUGGCCGCGAAGGCGUGGGGCAAGGCCUCCGGCGUGGGGCUGGGGACGGCAGCCAUGCUCACCUCCUACGCGGUGACGGUCAUGUUUGUUCACUACCUCUUGGCAACUCGGCAGCUGGCCUGGAUCGACCCGUGGUCGCUAGCCCACCCAGUCCACAUGCCGCGCUUCCCCGACUUCUCCCCACUUUUGGACUGCGACCCAGUCGAGCUCGGCAAGCUCCUGCACGGCUUCUUCACCUACUACGCGGCUCACUUCAACUAUGAGAAGAACAUUAUCAGCCUCAGCCGCCCGCGGCUUUCACUGCGCUCCGACGUGAACUGGAACUUCCCGCAGAGCAAGCAGGGCACAUUCAGCUACCUCCUCGGUAUCGAGGACCCAUACGAAGACGUCGGGAUCGGCGGACUGAACCUCGGUCGCCACCUUCAUGCAGCUAAGUUCAACCAGGUGAAGCAGGAGUUUGCGCGUGCGGCGGCCACGAUGGAGCGCUACGUGCCGUCGAAUGCACCAGAAAAGACGAUCCUCGGUGCCAGACGUGGGGGUACGUCGAACCACCACCAUCACCAUAACCGCUUCGAUUAG